ACGACAAGUGCGCAGUACCCACAUCCCGUGGUAGUGGUGAGCAGCCCUCUACCCUGCCAGCGGCAGCACCUCGUGCACAGGCUAACUCGCGAGUUCACCGAUUAUCUGAGCACAGGGGUACUCCACAGCAGCCGGCGCACGGAGCCGUGCGUCGCCGUGACGACGGCGGAGGAGAUGGAGAGGAUGACGCGAGAAGGAAGGUUCGUGUGCACGGCGGAGGAGCCGGGAGGUCACGUCAGCGCCCUCUCCCUCGAGUCUCUCGAGUUCUCGGCUCUCUGCGGGAAGGCGUGCGUCGUCGCCCUGUCGCUGCAGGGCACGAUGAGUCUACAGAGAUCUCACCUGCAGCCGUACUGCAUCCUCACCAUGCCCACCGACCCACAACAACUAGAGGAUAUACUCAAUGCUGGUAAGCUGGCAGGCAGGCUGGCAGGCAAGCUGGCAGACGAUGCAUUGACGGAUGAAACGAGGCAGGCUCUUCGUGAUGAUGCUGCUGAUAGCAGAGAUGCAGCCAACGCUGGUCUGUUCGACGCCGUGCUUGAUACAGGUGACUUGGGCUCGGCCUACGAGGAGCUGCACGCGUGGAUGACGCACCAGCUAGUCGCGAGCGACGACGCCGACUCGCGACCUCUGACCCCUGACAGCCUCGACGACUCGCCGCCCGCCGCCUCCGCUCGUCUCUCCGUGUUCUCCGCGCCGCGGUGGGGGAGGGGCUUGCGCUCGUGCGGGGUCGUGGAGAGGUCAGCCAGCCAGAGCUGCGUGGAAGAAGCGUCCGGAUGGAAGAGAUGGGAGUCUGCCUACAGAGCUCUCACAACAACACCGGCCGCACACACGGUCAGGAACACGUGUACCGCCAAGGUCGAGGGGUCGCAAACUUUGACCUUCAACGUUAGCGACCCGGACGCACUCCCGCCGGAUUCGCCCGACUCUACUCUCCCGUCGCUCCCUUCCUCUCGGCUCGACCGGCCCGACAGCGCCACCUGUUGCUCAAAAUCUCCGAUCUCGGAUCGGUCCGCCCGCGACGGCGGCGCCGCCUGUGGAGCGACGAUAGAGGGCGCCGCCGACGAUGCAGAGUUCGGGUUGGGGUCGUCGCUGGGGUCGCGACCUGGGUCGAAGUGCUCGCCCUAUCCCGUGCUUCCGGCGAUCGCCGGACGUUGACCGAUGGUCAUUGUUGCUGCUGGUCGUUGUCCCUCGCGUCUACGAUCGUGCGUGUAUCCGCGGAAAUCAUUUGUAUAUAUAUUUUUUUUAUUGUGUAUUUGUAUU
Priapulus caudatus is the source of this 1260-nucleotide messenger RNA. RefSeq lists its product as uncharacterized. Gene Ontology annotation, molecular function: GMP kinase activity. The transcript is spliced from 7 exons. NCBI's taxonomy places the organism in Eukaryota, Metazoa, Priapulida, Priapulimorpha, Priapulimorphida, Priapulidae. The record is from RefSeq and is a predicted model, not a curated record. Gene Ontology annotation, cellular component: cytosol. The coding region runs from base 175 to 1155 and encodes 326 amino acids.